AUGGCCAAAACAAACGCUGUUGGAAUCGAUCUUGGAACGACCUACUCGUGUGUCGGAGUCUUCAUACACGGCAAAGUGGAAAUCAUUGCCAAUGAUCAAGGAAACCGAACAACCCCUUCGUAUGUGGCCUUUGCUGAGUCGGAGCGUCUGGUCGGUGAUGCCGCUAAAAAUCAAGUGGCAAUGAAUCCACACAACAUUGUUUUUGAUGCAAAACGUCUCAUCGGUCGCAAGUUCGACGACCCAGUUGUUCAAUCGGAUAUGAAGCACUGGCCCUUCAAAGUCGUCUCAGGCGAAGGCGGAAAGCCAAGGAUUGAGGUCGAGUACAAAGGAGAGAACAAGACGUUCACACCUGAGGAGAUCUCGUCAAUGGUGCUCAGCAAGAUGAAGGAAACCGCCGAAGCCUUCCUGGGACAGACGGUCAAGGAUGCCGUCGUCACCGUCCCAGCUUACUUCAAUGACUCUCUACGACAGGUUACCAAGGAUGCCGCUGCCAUAGCUGGACUGAAAGUGCUCCGAAUCAUCAAUGAGCCUACUGCGGCCGCUAUCGCUUAUGGAUUGAACGAGAAGAGCGCUGGCCCGCGAAAUGUUCUUAUUUUUGAUCUUGGAGGCGGUACCUUUGAUGUGUCCCUCUUUACCAUUGAAGACGGAAUCUAUGAAUUGAAGUCUACUGCUGGAGACGCUCAUCUUGGAGGAGGGGACUUUGACAACCGAAUGGUGGAUCACUUCAUCGGCGAGUUCACGCGGAAACACAAGAAGGACUUGUCAUCAAACCCAACAGCUCUCCGUCGUCUCCGAACUGCGUGUGAGCGAGCAAAGAAAACCCUCUCUUCGUCGUCCCAAGCUUCGAUCGAGAUUGACUCGCUUUUCGAGGGAAUUGACUUCUACACCAACAUCACUCGUGCCCGCUUUGAAGAGCUCUGCGCUGACCUUUUCCUUUCUACCAUGGAUUCUGUUGAGAAGGAGCUGCUCUCCGACUUCUUCUCUGGCAAGGAACUCGAGAAAUCGAUCAAUCCCGAUGAGGCUGUUGCUUAUGGAGCUGCUGUUCAGGCUGAUUAUUGGUCUAGCGUUGUUGACAUUCCCUAUUCGAGAUAUGGGGACCUGAAUGCAGACAAACUGUUGGAGAUUGGUCGUGCUUACGGAAUUGAGCAGUAUAGCUCCGGUGUGCUGUUGGGUGAAUCCCCCGAAGUUCAUCUGAGCAGCCCGGUCGAGGAUUUGAUCAAAUUACCCAGGCUUGGGCUAGUCGACGAGUACGACAAGAUGUUCCCGUUGAUGGGUCUAAUCGCUUUCCCGAUCACUCUUCUCUACGAAGAGAUCGUCUUCACAAAUUAUGAAGGUCUCAACAAAGAAGAAAGUGUCGAAAAUUUUCGUCAAAAGAUUCUUGCUAAUUUCGAUGAAGCCGAGCGCUGUGUGAGGAGAUUCUAUCUU
Mesorhabditis belari is the source of this 1425-nucleotide messenger RNA. The record is from the annotation of a GenBank genome assembly. Lineage: Eukaryota; Metazoa; Nematoda; Chromadorea; Rhabditida; Rhabditidae.